Molecule: messenger RNA, 1818 nt
Organism: Spinacia oleracea (spinach)
Lineage: Eukaryota; Viridiplantae; Streptophyta; Magnoliopsida; Caryophyllales; Amaranthaceae
Product: RNA polymerase II C-terminal domain phosphatase-like 4
Exons: 9
Coding region: 195-1556 (453 amino acids)
Cellular component (GO): nucleus
Molecular function (GO): RNA polymerase II CTD heptapeptide repeat phosphatase activity
Source: RefSeq, a predicted model, not a curated record
CAGUCGGGCAAAGCCCCAACGCCCCAAUGCCCCUCAAGUGAAAUUGCUCCCGACGGUUCUUUUCACUCCUAAACCCUUUCUCUAUCUCCUCUUCCUUCCCAAAUCGCCAUUUUAAAUCACCCAAGCUUUCUCUCAAGACUAGAUAUAGAAUCCGUAUUUCGUGAACGCCGAACCCGCAGCUUCCAUCUCUGCAAAUGAGUGUUGCAACUGAUUCUCUUGUGAACUCAUCAAGUAGUGAUGAUUUUGCAGCAUUGCUUGACGCUGAAUUAGAUUCUGACUCGUCUGAUGGAUCACCGGAUCAAGAUUGUUCAGAUGAUGAAGAUAAUAAUGCAGAGGGCGAAAGAACCAAAAGAUGCAAGGUGUUGGAGAUGGACAGCAGAGUGGAGGUGCAAGGUUCAAAUUCCAAUGGAUUCACUGAACAAACUAUAGUAGAGGCUAUAACAGAUUCAUGUACACAUCCUGGUUUCCUUAGAGAUAUGUGCAUUUGCUGUGGAAAGAGAAUGGAUGAUGGAGCAGGUGUUGCAUUUGGGUACAUUCAUAAGGACUUGAGGCUUGGUAGUGAUGAGGUAUCUCGGUUACGUGAUGCUGAUGUGCGGACUUUGCUCCGCAAUAAGAAACUUUAUUUAGUUCUGGAUUUGGAUCAUACACUGCUUAAUUCAACUCGAUUAGAAGAUAUUAAUUCAGAAGAGGACUACUUGAAGAGCCAGACAGACUCCUUUGAAGAUAUUUCAAAGGGCAGUUUAUUUCGACUUGAUAAGAUGCGCAUGAUGACCAAACUAAGACCAUAUGUUCGUACAUUCUUGCAAGAAGCAAGUAACAUGUUUGAAAUGUAUAUUUAUACCAUGGGUGAGCGCGCUUAUGCCAUAGAAAUGGCAAAGCUUCUUGAUCCUGGAAGUUUGUAUUUUAAUUCAAGAGUGAUUUCACAAGCUGAUUGCACUCAAAGGCAUCAAAAAGGGCUAGAUGUGGUUUUGGGUAAAGACAGUGCUGUUUUGAUACUUGAUGAUACAGAAGCUGUUUGGCAAAGGCACAAGGACAAUCUAAUAUUGAUGGAAAGAUAUCACUAUUUCUCCUCUAGCUGUCGCCAAUUUGGCUUUAAUUGCAAGUCUCUAUCUGAGUUGAAAGGUGAUGAGAAUGAAGCAGAUGGAGCACUUGCAACUGUUCUUGGAGUUCUUAAGAAAAUUCAUAGCAAUUUUUUUGAUGCUGAGCAUGGAAACGACUUUGCUGCGAGAGAUGUGAGACAGGUGCUGAAGAAAAUCCGAAAUGAAGUCCUGGGAGAUUGUAAGAUAGUAUUUAGUAGAGUUUUUCCAACAAAAUUCCAAGCUGAAAACCACCAUUUGUGGAAGAUGGCUGAGCAGUUGGGAGCAAGAUGCGCAGUUGAAGUUGAUUCCACUGUGACGCAUGUUGUCUCCACAGAUGCUGGGACAGAGAAGUCUCGUUGGGCAGUUGAGAAUGGGAAAUAUCUAGUCCAUCCUAAGUGGCUUGAAGCUGCAAACUAUCUGUGGAGUAAGAAACCAGAACAAGAGUUUCCUGUUGUGCUAUCGAAGAAGAGAAAAUGAGUUAUUGUGGGCGCUUGGUUGGAUCUGGCUGGAGAUUGAGUAAAACGUAGCAUGUACAUUUUGUAGGUCGCAUUGGGUAACACCAACAUGUCUUCCUCCCUUGUUUUGGUGGGAGUUGAUAAUGGUUAGGGUAUUUUUCAGGAUCAGGAUCCAUGUACAUGGACUAAUUAGUUUAACAGAGACAUGUAUAUACUAAUUUCAACUCUCUUUUGUCGCAUCACUCUUUUUCUUACUGCUUUUAAACCCAUCUCCUUUUAAGCCA